Molecule: messenger RNA, 1302 nt
Organism: Patella vulgata (common limpet)
Lineage: Eukaryota; Metazoa; Mollusca; Gastropoda; Patellidae
Exons: 7
Coding region: 36-728 (230 amino acids)
Source: RefSeq, a predicted model, not a curated record
AGAGAACUCCUAGUCAAGAAGAUUUGCUCAUUUCGAUGGCAGAAAAUAAUCAGAAACGUUCAACUGUUCAAACAGAUUUACUUGAAGCAUUCGCCCGCUACGAAGAAGAUGAAGGAGACGUUGAUACGGAAUAUGAUGCAGCUAUGUUUGAAGUUAUGGAUGAAUCUCUUAAUUCACUAACUCAAAUGUUUUCCCGCCAAAAAUCGAGACGUCUGUCUCUAGAUGAACAGAAUAGACGAAUUCGUGAUUUAAAUGGAUUGAUGAAAGAUUCCGCGUUUCAAAGCUCCAUGUCUUCAUACAACAAAGUCAUGGGAAACCUUCGUAACGCCUUUCAAAGAGUCUGGAAACAGGAAGAUGAGAUCGAUGCUGAAACUAAAAGACUUGCUGUAGAAAGAAGAUUACUGAUGCAAGAACAAUUGGUCCGCAAACAUGCUACGAAAUGGGUAAAUGCUGCCUCCGCCAAGGAACGCCAAAGACAGAUCCAGGAUUUCGAAGUAUCCAGAUAUAAAUCUGAUCCAUUCCGAGAUGCCGUUAAACUAGCAUUGGCUAAGGCUCAGAGAGAAAUGAUUCUACAAAAGUUCAACGGAAAAUGGGUUGAUACUCGAACUGCACCUGGUGAUGGGACACCAAAAGAGGAACUCUCAGAAUAUGAUAAAAAGAUGAAAGCUAUGAGGAUGAAAUCGCGUAGAAAAUCAUGUGUUGUCAGUAGGGAAGAGGAUGCUGACUAGGUGAUGUACAAACUUCUACUGCUGUUAUUGGUACCAAAAGUUCCUUUAUUGAACAGUUUACUUCAACGGUUUGAAAAUCCUCGAUUUACGUUGGAUAAGAUGGUGAAUGCCCUCACAAUAUUUUCUAUUAUUUGUUUUCUAUGAAGAUUUCUUUUCCUUGAAUUGAUUUGUUUUAUGACAAAUAUUGUUAUCACCCUGUCCGUCUAUAAUUUCUUGUUGAUACUCCGGAGACUACAGUUCUGAAACCAGCUAUAGUGAUUUUCUAAAACUACCCCGAAAUUGAUUAGUGAUUACGAAAGUCCUAUCAGUUAUCAUUGGAUAUGGAUGAAAUAGGUUGUUCUGGUUGGUAAAAGAACCCCGUAGAUUUUCGACAACAAAUCUCGGAAUUAAUUUCCUUGGUUACAUGUUAAUCUGGAGUUUAUAUGUUGAUCAGCAGCACCCUUUUGAUCUUGUUGUAAAUUGUUCAUAAGAAUGAAACCUUAUUGAUUACGUCGUAUUUUAGUUUUAAUAUUUCUGAAAUUUACUCAAUUUAUUAAUGCAUUAAAGAUUGUUACUACUGCUGUACAAAACAAUA